CCUCCCGCCGCCCGCUGCUGCUGCGGCCGCCGCCUCCUCCUCGCUUGGAUCUGCUCCGCAGCCGGACGUCAGCGCUCCUCCCCGGCCUCGGAUCGGUUCAGAGCCCCCCCUCCCCUCCCCUUCCUCCCGCCUCUCUCGUCACCCCGCCGGAGGAACAGCGGAGCUCCGGCUAAAGUUUCCUCUCGUCUCCGCUUUCCGGGAUUUGUUGAACGAGAUAGCGUGGCUCGGCCCGGGUUAACCGCCCUCACAGGUUAUCAGAGGCCUGAGGCCCACAUACCCAGAGGAGGAAUAGUAGGAGAAACUGGACUGAAUGUGAGAGGACAAACGCAGCAGAGAGGAUGAAGAGUUUUCUGUGCUGACGUACGAGUUUAGAUACCUGAGGACUCCUGAGGAAACAGGGACGUUCACAGCAGACGAUCCUUCUCACGUCUUCUUCUCUGGGGUCUCAGUUUCACUACAGAUGCGUUGUUUCUGUGGUUGAAGUCAGAUCUGGAGCAGCUCACAGCUCAGCCUGAAAGACAUGAAGACGGAUGAGACACUUUGAAGCUUCCAAAAAUCUGUUCCUGAAACACGAUAAAACAAACCUACGAGACACCCUGACGCAGUGAAAGACAAAAUAAUUGUCAGGACUGACAGAACCACCGACAGGAAGGAAGGAAGGAAGGAAGCAAGGAAGCAAGGAAGCAGGGCCCAGGAUGACGAGUGCGGCGCCGGCCAGGAAGCCGUACCGCAAGGCUCCACCGCAGCACCGCGAGUCCCGCCAUGCCCUGCCCGCUGCUCCACCCCCACCUGCACUGCAGCCCGACAUCAAUCAGGAGGCCUUAUCCGACUCUGACAGGAUCAGAAUCCUCCAGCAGCAGAAUGAGGACCUGCGGCGCCGCCUCUCUCUGUCCACCCACAAGAUGGAGGCCAUGGAGGCAGAGUUUGAUGGAAGCCGUCACUACAUGGAGGCAGAGCUGAGCCGGACCAGAGAUGAUCUGGACAAGAUGAGGGACAAGUUCCGCAGACUCCAGAACAGCUACACAGCGUCCCAAAGAGCUAAUCAGGAUCUGGAGGAGAAGCUUCACGCUCUGCUACGGAAGGUGGAGAGGGACAAAAAGACGAUGGACCAGGAGAUAGUGGAGCUCACCAACAAACUGCUGGAUGCCAAAAACACCAUCGACCGACUGGAGGAGCUCAAUGAACGUUACAGACAGGACUGUAAUUUGGCCGUUCAGCUGCUCAAGUGCAACAAGUCGCAUUUCAGGAACCACAAGUUUGCUGAUCUGCCGUACGAACUGCAGGACAUGCUGAAUAAACACAUGAAGAGCAGCCUGCCGGAAGGUGGCCCCGGCCCCGGCGCUCAGGACCCGGACACGCUCAGUUUGACUCCUGCCGAUGUCGUGCCGACCUCCGUCAUCGCCCGGGUCCUAGAGAAACCCGAGCCGCUGGUCCUGAACUCCGCCCAGUCCAGCAGCUGUGGCCGGCCCGUUGCCGAGGACGUCUUCGUGCACGUGGAUAUGACGGGCCCUGCGGGGGCUGAGGGCCGGGGCCGGGAGAACGGCGGCGGUCAGGAGGCUUCGCAGCAGAAUGGAUCCUGUCGAAGUCAGAGCAGUCUGGACGGGCAGUCGGGGGGAGAGGAGGCGGGCGGAGCUCCGUCCUUCGAGAAGCUGAACCCGUACCCGGCGCCGACGCCCCCCCACCCCCUGUACCCCGGCCGUAAGGUCAUUGAGUUCUCGUCUGACGACAAAGUGAAGAUCCCCAAGAACUCUCCUCUGCCCAACUGCACCUACGCCACAAGGCAGGCCAUCUCCCUGAGCCUGGUACAGAACGACGAAGAGCGGCUGGCACCCGGCAGCCCUGCCCCCUCCUCAUCCUCCGGCGGGGGUGGUGGAGUCAACCAGCGCACGCCGCCGUCACAGCGGGACGCCACCAGUGAGCCGCUGUCCAACCAGUCCAGCCCCUUCAGCAGCCCGCCACAGGCCCCCAGCGUCCUGGCGAGCUCCGGCAGCUCAGAGGAGGACCUUCUGGCCAACUGGCAACGGAUGUUUGUGGAGAAGAUGGCCCCGUCCUGCGACAGCUCUCUGGUCCACCGCACGUCGUUCAGCAGUCAAACGGCUCAGGAGCUGCAGAGGACGAGGCAUGCGGGGGGGGCCGCAGCCUCCUCUGACUGUCACAGGGCCGCAUACUCGGAUGGCGAAGAGGGAUCGUCGGCGAGGAGCUGGACGCCGAGCCGUGGCUCCAGCCUUGACACCGACACUGACACCGAGCCGCGGCCUGGCAGGAGGGGGCGCUACGGGGGGGAUGGCUCUGCAGAGGAGGGGGAGAGGCUACUGAUGAACCUGGAGGGUGAUGGCGGCAGCGGCGACACGGCCGUCACCGUGGCGACCAGCCCCGCUGAGGCCCACAGGAAAGAGUUGGAGGAGGAGGAGGAGGAGGAGGAGGAGGAGGAGGAGGAGGAGACCUUGGCCGAGGAGAGAGAUCUCCCCCGUGACCUGCCCGUCAUCUCAGCCCGUCUCCUGGACUUCGACCCCGCCCUCGCUGCCGCAGCCCCCUCGCAGCGGCCCCAGAAGAGUCCGAAGAGGAUGGGCGUCCACCACCUGCACCGCAAGGACAGCCUGACCCGAGCCCAGGAGCAAGGCACGCUGCUGGACUGAGACUCGCUCUCCACUGUCUGAGCACGCCUCGAUCGCCCCACACUGUGCUCCUACAGCUGCUGUCUGUCUCCAUGGCAACUGACCUGUCCAUCACAGGGGUCAGAAGCCACGCCCAUUCAGGAUAUAGCCAUACUCUACUGUAUGCUGCCGAGCUCGCCGCCUGAUCGUGUGUGUGUGUGUGUGUGUGUGUGUGUGUGUGUGUGUGUGUGUGUGUGUGUUAGACCGACAAGAUACUUAUGGCCGUGUAGAGUGUGUAAUCAGUGGGUAUUCUGAAAACCUGUCCAAAUACUUUUGGCUCCAGAAAGUACUUCGAUCAGGUGUCCAUAUAUUUUUGGCCACAUAGUCAUCAGAUGUCUACAUACCUCAUAAUAAACAAUACACAGAAUGGCCAAAAGUAUGUGGACGAUUAAAAUGUUUAAAUUCUUGAUUAGUUGUCCACUUACUUUUGGCCAUAGGGAGUAUUUUUAAUUCCUGUCCAAAAUAAAUUCUGAAUCAUCAGUUUUAGAGUCAGUAUUGGAAACCCUACAUCUCUUGUGUGUGUGUGUGUGUGUGUGUGUGUGUGUGUGUGUGUGUGUGUGUGUGUGUGUGUGUGUGUGUGUGUGUGUGUGACAGACCCAUUAGCUCUGAUAUUGAUCAGCUGAUUUACUGGGUUUUAAUCACUGAUGCUGAUCGGUUCAUGUUUGUAUGAAUGUUAUUUUUGUUUACAUUCACACAAGUAUAAUUAUGAGCGAAUAAAGACCUAAGAUUUAUUUUUCUGUAAUGAAACUAGAUCCUAACAGUAUUUUCAUCACAUCCAAAAUUAAUCAAAAUUCACCAUGAAUUUGGCCAAAAGUUUGUGGACAGCUCCCCUUCACAUACCUUUGCCGCGCUCUGAAAAAAAACUCAAAUUAACGGAUUUAGUAUUCCUUACCAGAAUUACUUACUUGGCAUUUGACACAACAUUUCUACCAAAAUGUAAGAAAUGUAAUGUAAAAUUUACAGAACAUAUAACUGAACAGUCAACUUAAUGAAUCAAAUGAGAAUUUUUUUUUUUAAAUACUCAGAAAAUUGCACAGAGUUUGGUUGGUAGUGGUGACACACUUCUAUCCCUGUAGAGUUCAGUAACUGUGUGUCCACAUAUUUUUGACCACGCAGGGUGCUUAAAUCUGGUGUCCAUAUAGUACAUAUAGCGUACUUGGAUUGGUUGUCCACAUACAUUAACUACAUAGCCAAAAGUUUGAGGACAGCUGAUUAAAGCAUACAAGAUUGGUUUUGUAGAAUUAAAUUGUGGAUAAUCCGUAUUAGAAUCAAUAUUAAAAGUCCCAUAUCGGUUUAUUCUUUGUGUUUGUGUGUGUGUGUGUGUGUGUGUGUGUGUAUGUGUGUGUGAGAGACAUUCGUCAGAGUUGGGAAAAAAGAAUAGCAACUUUAAAACAAACUAAAAACUUUACGGACGUCUUUGCCUUGUUUCCUGACCAGGGGCUUUUAUUUUGAAGAGAAAAGAUGAGACACACCUGGAUAAACACAGUCCUUCAAACACACACACACACACACACACACACACACACACACACACACACACACACACUCACUCCAACACCCUCACACACACUCAGACUCUCAGUGCCUAUCACUCUCUCUGGGGAAGGUUGCGAGUAUGACGCCGGUCCUGCUUUUAUUUUCUCGUCUCUUCACUAAUCAUUGAUUUCCUGUCAUCGCGUGUUAUUUAGUCACCUGACUGGUUUGCCGGGGAGUCACAUUUGACCUUUGACCCUGACUGACCCUCCCCACCACCACUCCGACUGUACCUACGGGAGGCGGGGCUGGGGGCGGAGCUUCUCCUUGGCUCCCACCUGGAAUGUAAUCAUCAACAUUUCUAUUUUUUGUCGUCAUUACCUUUUUGAUUUUCUCUGUUAUCAGAUCUAUAAAUCCGUUAUUAAGAGAUUAUUUUUCUGUUUGGGUUUGAUUUGAUUUGUUGGUGAUUUGUUUUGUUGUUUUUCUCAUCAGUUUGGUAUUUAUGUUCAGAUGUUUUCAUGGUGUACGGAGGCCUGUUGGUGCCAGAAACACAGCACGGUAUCGAUUUCUGAAUUCCUUUUUUCCAACAGCUUACUUUGAAAAAUAUGAACAGAUUUUUCUCCAAAAUGAUUUUUUUCAUUGAACAAAAGAAGUCACGUGUUAAAUGUCGUGUUUAAUGUUUGACCUGUUAAAUCUUUAAACACAAGCAGCCAAACAAGAGCUUUGUCUAAAUAAAAUACAGCCUAAAACUGGUUAAACCAGGAACUAUCUGAUCAAUCAGUAAAUCAACAAGAUUAUUGAUCUAAUUGGCCUUUUUCAAUAUAACACAUUUUAUUUGUUACCAACAAAGUCCUGAAGUUUGACACCCAACCCUAACCAGGAACAUAAACACAAAUAUUAGGAAUGAUAGAAUAAACAAUAUCUCAUUAGCAUUUUGAAAGUAAAUUCAUAAUGAUUAUUUGGUCCAGUGGUUGCCAACCUGAGAGUGAAGACGUCUUUUCUUGAAUUGUUCCUUUUUUCCUGUGAAAUACUCGACAUUUUGGCCUCUUUUGAAACACUCUUCUUUUAAAACCAUCAGCCAUGAUGGAUGUGCAGCCUUAUCCCUUUCUAUGUGCUCAAACAUAUUUCUUAGAAUCCCGAGGGUUUAAUGACACUUUCGGAGGAGUUUACAAGUUUUAAUACAAACAAAGCGCGUACACCUUUUUAAAAAAUAAAGGUAGAUUCUGAUAUAUUUUAGACAGAUUAUCUUAAAAUAAUAGUUUUUGGGCAAAAAAUAAAAUAAAAAAAAUGUGUUUUCGCUGAAUACUGGAUCCUUUCACCUCUUCAGAAGGAAAUAUCUUCCUUUGCUGGAGAAGCCGCUCAUUUCCACGCUGAGACCUGAACCUUUGAUAAGGGGUCUUAAGGAACCCAGGCUUCAUUUUAAAUGUCAGAGGUUCCUAAACCUUUUCUGUCUUUAAUUUCGUGACCUUUGCCUUGUGAUUCCCUGCUCAUUUUCCCCUGAAGCUCACUAAGACAUAAAAUGUCAUCAUCUUUUCCUCCCUGUCAAAAAUCUGUCCAUCUCUACGUCAUUCAGUUUGUGGCGUAAAUCUUACUGACCUGUCUCCGGAUCGUCUGUCAGCAUAACGGGUGCGACGCAUGAUGCGGUCCAGAUCAAUGCAGAAAUCUGGUCACUGCCCCAUUUAUUCCUGUUAAAGCUGCUGCCUGAGCGUAUACGCUUAACGUUUCUCAGGCCUCUGCGUCUUUGAGUCAGUUAUGUAGUCAGCACCUUAACCAUUCGGCCGACAGACGCCCCGGGAGUUUGUCUUAUAGUUGAUUUUGUGCUCACAUGUUGCUUAGUCCUAAAGCAAGGUGUGUCUGAAGUUACAAUCCUUUAGAUUUGCAUGGGAUCAGGUCUCAUUGUCUUAGGUAAUUUUACAUUCUGUAAUUAUCUCUCUAUGGAGUAGUUUUUGCUGGCGGUGGCGGAGUCCGCCAUUCCCACUCUGGGUUCAGAUUACCUCCACAGGAAACGCUGCAGCCUGUAAUCCAGUGUUACUGUUUGUAAUUUCAUGUGACUUAAUAUCAGCUGUUUACUGUUCACCCUCCCGCAGUCGCAUCGCAGCUUGAUUAUUUUACGACGCCUCCGGCUGCUGCUGCUGCUGCUGCUUCAAACAUGCUUUAAAACAUGUCAACUGGCUUUUAUGGGGAGGCAACCACAGGAAACACACUGUAUUUUGGAACCACUGGUAUUAUACCAGUAAUGCCUCGAGUAUGAUCUGGUUUCUCGUGAUACUUUUUUUUUCCCGAAUUAUUUCUUAUUGUUUUUGAUAUUUCUGGCACUAGCGAGCCUCUGUACAUUAACUGUACCUUUCUUCUCCGAGGUCGGUGCUGGUAAUUGAAUGUCGGCUCCUUGCCUCAUCACAGCUCUCUGAUUGUGACUCUCACCGAGGACCAAUAACUGAAUGAUUAAUCCACUGAUUGAUUGAUUGAUUGAUUGAUUGAUUGAUUUUUCCUGAGCAGACUGUACCGAGUCCUUCUGAGAGUCAUUUGAUUUAAAAUCUGAACUCGAGACUCGAGUUUUUCUUUGCUCCUGAGAUGCUGACAGUUCAUCUCUCAGUGGUGUUUCAGUCUCCAGGUUUUCACACUAAGUGAUCGAGUAUUGAUCAGCACUGAACUCAGUGUAUUGAUUUUUAAGUGUCGAAGUAUCUCCACUGAAUGUUUUUCUUAUUUCAUUCACAGUUUGAGCUCAGUUUGUAUUGAAGCUUCGGUCUGUGAUCAGAGCGUAGGUCGGCUGAAGAUCAGACGGUAUUGAUCUGUAGGAAAAAAACUAUUUUCAUCAUUAGUGAAUUGAUUAUUAGUCUUUAAAAUUACUAUUAAUUUCUGUCACAGUCUUAUUAUUAUAUUUUUAAUCCUGUUAUUGUGAGAUCACAAAUGAUCUUGUUUUCUCUCGUUUAUCUCGGGAGAACAAAAAUCUCUUCCUCGAGAUAACGAAGCUGAAGACAAGCACCAAUCACAGUCUGCUGUUUCGUGAGAGAACUACAAUUCCUGCUGGUGCAUUGUGGGAUAUGGAUGCUGUCAGAGUGCACGAUGGGACACAGAAAACUAAAGUGUCACAGCGAUAAUGGCGGUAGUAAAAUGGAGACAGUCUUUUCCAGCAGCACGGGAAACGGACGAGCUGUUUGAAAUAAGAAACGACAGCGGCUGAUCGAACAUUAAACUAAAUGUAAUUAGUCUAAACGAUCUCAACACAGGGUCCAAACAGUAGCUGUUGGGUUCUGGCGCUUUUGAUCGGAUCACAUGGUCUUUCUCAGCAGAAGAAUUGUCUCUGGGCACUGUUAGCAGUUCUGGUCUAGUGUACAUUGUGUAGUUACACACAUCUGAUUUUUUUAAGGGUCAUUUUGUCUUUUUUGUUUGUUUGUUUGUUUUUUGUUAGACUACAUAAAAAGCUUUUGUUUUUAAAGGACCAUACUGCUGUUUCUGCAUGUUUUAGCCCCCACGCUGAGGAGUCAGCGUGGGGGCUGUGUGCAGUGAUGCUUUGUGAACUGACUGACUGUGGUUGUUGGUGCGUAAAUAAAACAUGUAAAUCAGCGGUAUGGUCCUUUAACUGCAUCCUCUUUGGCUGGAAAACGUCUCUGAUCGCUGAAUUAUUAACAACAGCAUUUUAUUCUGUGACAGCUGCAAAGUCCCACAGUCAGAGAGACGCACAAACACACUAUCCGCUCCUUCAUCCUCCUCCUCCUCUUUUCCUCCUCUCGCUCUUCUUUUUCCUCCUCCUCCUCCUCUAGUAGUUAUCAGCAGAACGGGCGACUGAAGUUAAAUUAUUAAGGUUUUAUUACCGUCAGAAAGGGUCACUAAUACUUUGUGUGUGUGUGUGUGUGUGUGUGUGUGUGUGUUUAAUAUUUCAUACGAGUCAUCACAUGUUCAGGAUAGAGCAGAAAGUCGGAACUGAAAGGGAGUGUGUGUGUGUGUGUGUGUGUGUGUUACAUUGUGUGUCAGUGUGUGUAUAAAUAGACUUUACAUCUGGUCUGGUGAAACUUUAAUGAUUCUUCUUCAUGAAUAUAAUUGGAGACGUCAACCGGCGCCUCGUCUUAGACAAGGUCACCUCCAAAGCUGCUCCUCCUCCUCUUACUUUUUCUUUCUCCUCUUACGUCUUUUCUUGUCUUUCUUAUCCUUUCCUCCUCCUCUUUGUCGCUCUUUCUCCUGCUAUAUUCUUUCUCUUACUUCGUCUUAUUCUCUCUCAUUAUCUUUUUCCUCUGUUUUCACCUCCACCACUUCAUGUUAAUGCCCUGUUACAGAACAUUAACUCUUUACAGUAAACUGCAGUUUAACAGGCCGUCUGAACAUCAUCCUGACACAACAGUCUGUUUCUGCCCUGAUCCAAAUUCAGUUUAAAGUCCGCCUGUGUGCUCUGUGUCCCAUCAUGCGUCAAAAAUACAGAAGUAUCCAGUUCAUCCCAGUACACCUUCAGUUUAAUGUUAAUAUAAGAUUUUACUUAAACUUAAUUUAAACGUAUUUUUAUUUCUUUUUGUCACUUCUGAUGCGUUUGUGUCAGAUGGGAGUUAACAGUUCCAGUGUUCGGCUCAACAUUUUAAGUUCUAAUUACAACUUGGAAAUUUGUUUUUCUUCUGAAAUCUUCAAUAUGUCCAACUGUUAAAUAUUCCAUAUUUAGAUUAAAGCUGAUGUGAGGUGUGAGCUCAUUCGAAAUUUAACACUAAAUACAAAAAAAAAAAACUCCACACUUCACGUUGGCAUGAAUCUAAGUGUGGAAUAAAUAUUCUGUACUUAAGUCCAUGGUUAAAGGUUAUUAAACAUGUCAUGUUGCGUUAUUAAUUCACAUUAUUUUUAACCUUCUGCAGUCAUAACACCAUCUUGAUUUGUCUGAUGACGUGAACGCUUGUGAAUGCAGCAUUAGCAGACACACAAUUUGAAUUUCAGUUCAAAGCUAACCAUAGCUUCUACUAGCUUCGUUAGCUAGCGUUCUAAAGAAAUUAGUUUGUCAGACCCUGAUUUUCUCGACUGCAUCGGGACCUUCAGUAACUCAGUGAUUCUGAUACUGGGGCCAAAUGACAAUAUUUCCGCCCAGUACACUGUUUAAAAUCUCAACGCAGUUACCAUUUAAAAUUAAAGUGUUAGCUGGAAAAAGUAAAAAGUACCGAGGUUCAGUAUCUGUAUCAGUACAGAUGAUGUCUGCUGCACCUUUCCUAGCAGUUAACUGUAGCAGAUUACAAACUAAAAUUGAGGAAAAAAGAGAAAUGGUUCAGCUACAGGUGAAUGUUAAAUUGUUUUGAACAGAGUUAUCAAAACAAUAAACAACUACAGCUACAAAGCGUGACAGCUUAUCAACGGCUGGAGCCAGUUAUGCUAAUGUUAGCUAGCAAGCUAACCAAUUUUAGGUCAUUUACUAUAUACAAAUUGUUUUGCGUGUCAAAGCUUUGUUGCUGGAUUGCUAAUCAGCUUGCGGGUCUUACCCAGCAAGCUGAUGAUCGGUUAAUUGAGAUUAGCUUGGAAAUGUUAACUUGCUAGCUACAAAGGAGUAGAGAACAAUGGAUGGAAAACUGAAUAUAUGGUUGACUUAGCUUUUGAGCAAAUGUUGAGCUGACAUAAAUCUCACAUUAGCUUGCUUUGCUAACAGGCAACAGCUUAUCCAUGAACAAAAGCAGAAUGUUUAUUAUUUUUACUGUGAUCUAUUUACUCUGCUGUGAUCACAUGUAUUCAACAACCUAGCCAGCAAACUACCUAGUUUUAGCCCGUUUUUAUAUAAACUGUAGUCUUUCAUGUGUUAAUUCGUUUCUAGCACAGCAAUGCUAAUGAACUAGCAGCUGUUAGCUCGUAAGCUGAUCUGGUAAGAGCAAAAGUUCUGUUAGCUUACAUUAGCCUGCCAUUUUUAGAUCAUUAGCUACAAAAAUGGAUGUUUAAGUAUUUUAGUAGAAAAAUGAAGAUAAGACUAACAAGUUUUCACUAUCAACAAACCGGGAGAAAUUCUAGUGAUUUAACUGACAGAUAAACACAUUUUAUUUCAGUAUUCCUGUGGUUCAGAACUGGUUUAUUUCCAUUUCCGCGCCUCCGAGCUCAGCUGCUAAUUCACUAAUUAUGUAGCAAUAGCUAAUUCCACGAGAUAAUUACUGUUACAUCUUUCAGUAAUAAUUAGCAUCAGUGGAUGAAGACUGUAGAUGUGGUUGAAAAAACACAGUUUUGUAAGUUCAGCAGUAAUUGCUAAUAUGUGGUAAAGUACAUCAGAAGGUCCUUAUCCAGUAGAGACGCACUGUCAGGCUGAACAAACUGUUAGCUCGCUAGCUAGCCAGUUGGCUUUUUAAAAAAUGACACUGAUGCUCAUGCUAACAUGUUAACACUAGCCUAGUGGCUACACAAGCUUGUGUGCUAAUCAGAUGCAUUAGUAACUGAACAGUACUGGUUAGCUGGCUAACAGCUGUUAGCAGAGCUAAGAAUCUUCAACGCGGCCAACGGGGAUAGCUGGGUGCUUUAUUGAGGACGUGGACUCACCUGGGGACACCUGAGAACACCUGAAGUGUGGACCUUAACUAACAAACUGAGAAUGGGAGCCAGAGGAGGUUCUGAUUGAGGAGCUGAAUGUCAUUUUUAACGUGACGUUCAGGUGGCUGUAACACCACCUCCUCGCCCUCCACCCACAGGUGCUGUUGCUCACUCUGAGGUUAUUGACCUCUGACCCCGGCCAGGUGCUUUAGGCUUACCUGAAUUGUUCUCCUUCGGUUCCUCUAAUCGUCUUUGUGUGUUUCACUUCCUGUUGGGAAUAACAAGAAAACUACAAAGAGACUGUUAAAACACUACUAAUGAUUUUAUUUUCUGAAUUUGUAAA
Xiphias gladius (swordfish) is the source of this 10938-nucleotide messenger RNA. It is a transcript of the gene tjap1, whose product is annotated as tight junction associated protein 1 (peripheral). Lineage: Eukaryota; Metazoa; Chordata; Actinopteri; Istiophoriformes; Xiphiidae. The transcript is spliced from 13 exons. The record is from RefSeq and is a predicted model, not a curated record. Gene Ontology annotation, biological process: Golgi organization. Gene Ontology annotation, cellular component: trans-Golgi network. Bases 696 to 2636 code for a protein of 646 amino acids.